AUGUUUUUAUCAGACGCAGUUAACUUUUUGGGUAUUACUAUUGUUGGUCAAAGCGAUAAAACAGGUUCAAGUGAUGGAGGAAUUUAUGUUAGUUCCAUAAUGAAAGGAGGUGUAGUUGCACAAGAUGGUCAUAUUGAACCAGGCGAUAUGAUUCUUCAAGUAAAUGAUAUUCGUUUUGAAGAAUUAUCAAAUGAUGAGGCUGUUAAAAUUCUACGUGAAGUUGCCAAAAAACUUGGACCAAUUAAAUUAGUUGUAGCCAAAUGUUGGGAUCCAACUCCACGAGGUUAUUUUACAUUACCUCGUCAUGAACAAGCACGUCCUGUUGAUCCAUUAUCAUGGCUUACACAUACACAAGCUGUACAAAAUACAUAUAAUAAUCCUCAACAAGAAAUCUUACUUCAUCAUCAACAAUCGUUACUUAAUUCAACAACAAAUACGAGUUCAACCACAUCAAGUAUAAAUAAUACAAUGGCUGAUAAUGAACGUUUUGGUCUUAAUCUUAAUUUAACAAUUAAUUCUGAUAUGGGUACUAUUGUACGAGCUGUGGCUGAACCUAAUUCAGGUUUAGAUAUACGUGAUAGAGAAUGGCUUAAAACAACAAUACCAAAAUCAUUUCUUGGUUCUGAUUUACUUAAUUGGUUAUUUGAAAAUGUCGAUGGAUUUGUUAAUCGAAAUGAUGCAAGAAACUAUGCCUCAUCUAUGCUUAAAGCAGGUAUUUUUCAAUUGACACUUGAUGAAAAACGUGACGAUUAUGAAUCUGUUUCUGAUCAAACAAGUACUAUUGAUUGUCGUAGUGAUGAUUCAUUAUCAACAACGAGACAAAAUACUGUUACAACAUUUGAUUUUGUCGAUAAAAAUAAUGCUCCAAAUUUAGAAACAUUUCGUCAAGACAUCUGUCAAAUGAUUCAAACAAGUACUGAUCCUGAAAAAUGUGCAACACGAUUACUUCAAGUGGAAUUACGUCGUGAACAACAAAUCGAAUUAUGUCAAAUAAUUCUUGAUCUUUGUAUUCAACGCCAAACAUAUGAACAGUUUUUAGCUUUACUUGGUCAAAAUUUGUGUUUCUCAAAAAAAGAAUAUGUUGAAUAUUUUGAGAAACUUUUUCAAGAUCAAUAUGAAACUGUUCAUCGUCUUGGACAUGCUCAAUUGAGAACUGUUGCCAAUUUUUUUGCACAGUUACUUAUUUCUAAUGCUAUUUCAUGGCGUGUACUUGAUUGUAUUCAUUUGAAUCAAGAAGAUAAAACAUCACCAUCAUGUAUUUAUGUGAAAAAUUUAUUGUCGGAAAUGGCAACACCGACACCUGAAGAAGUUGAUCGACAACUCGAUGAAUUUAUCGAUAAACUUGUCGAAGGCAAAGAUCAUUUGCCAACCAAACAACUUGAUGAGGCUUUUUGGAAAGAUCUAGAACGACAUCCAUUCUUUCUUAAAGAAAUGCCAGAAGAUGGUGCUGAACUUCAUCCCGCUACCGAAGCUGUACAAGCAUUGAAAUGGGACGAUGAAGAUGAUACACCUUUAGGUAGUAAAACUGUAUUUAAUAUAAACUAA
This is a messenger RNA of Rotaria sp. Silwood2, 1545 nucleotides long. The record is from the annotation of a GenBank genome assembly. Lineage: Eukaryota; Metazoa; Rotifera; Eurotatoria; Philodinida; Philodinidae.